Lepisosteus oculatus (spotted gar) is the source of this 5482-nucleotide messenger RNA. RefSeq names its product vascular endothelial growth factor A-A. NCBI's taxonomy places the organism in Eukaryota, Metazoa, Chordata, Actinopteri, Semionotiformes, Lepisosteidae. The record is from RefSeq and is a predicted model, not a curated record. Gene Ontology annotation, molecular function: vascular endothelial growth factor receptor 1 binding; chemoattractant activity; growth factor activity. Gene Ontology annotation, biological process: positive regulation of endothelial cell proliferation; positive regulation of mast cell chemotaxis; positive regulation of protein phosphorylation. Gene Ontology annotation, cellular component: membrane.
AAAAGAGCUGAGCUAUUAAGAUUGCCGUUCACUGUGUCUGGAUAGUCCUGACUUUGAUCCCACUUUUUUUACGAAAAUAAGUGGACACGUAUUCUGCACGUUAAAGGACGCAAUUGCUGGCUUAUUAUACUGGAAAAGAUUAUUUAUUUCAACGUAAUUAUUUUUAACAGAGCAAGCACUGUGAAGUUGGAAGUCUCAUGAAGUUUUCAAGCACCCAUUAAAUCGACGGAGAUAUUCCUCAGAACCAUGGGAUUUCACUUAGUUGAGGAUUGCAGUUAACUCUAAAGAAGGAGGACUGUUACAAAAUAAGGCGAACUUCUGUAAGCUUUGCGAUCAUUUUUGUUUCUGUGGAUACCAACAGAUUCAGUACUGACAAACUAGCCCAAAUUAAUUCUGAGGGGUUUCACUGAGGUGGUUCGUCUCAAAAUCGUGCUGGGUUGGAAAUGGAACCAAUGUCACUAUAGCCUUCGCGGGGGAAAUAGAGAAUUUCAACCGGCAAAUGAUUGAAGAAAUUAGCAUUUUAUCUAAAGAUUCUGAACUUCGAAAUUCACCCUUGGAAUACAACCAUGAACUUUAUUCUCAGUAUAAUAAAUAUUGUUUUGGCGGCACUUCUAUAUUUAUCAACUGUAAAGACUGCUCACAUACCUGUAGAUGGGGAGAGAAGUCCAAAUGAAGUUAUACCGUUUUUGGAAGUGUACAACAGGAGCUACUGUAAAACGAGAGAAACCUUAGUAGACAUCUUCCAGGAGUAUCCUGAUGAAAUUGAAUAUAUAUUCGCACCUUCAUGUGUCCCACUCAUGAGAUGUGCGGGCUGCUGCAGCGAUGAAAGCUUCGAGUGUGUUCCAAAUGAAACUUACAACAUUACAAUGGUGGUCAAGAAAAUCAAGCCCCAUCAUUUUGAUCAUACAGUACAAAUGAGUUUUACAGAACACAGAAGAUGUGAAUGCAGACCAAAGAACGAUGUUAAAGAAAAAAAAGAAAAAAAAUCCAGGAAGGGCAAAGGCCUUAAGAGAAAAAGAAAGAAAAACAGAGACAAAAAGCUCAACUCCCACUGUGAGCCUUGCUCAGAGAGAAGAAAACGCUUGUUUGUACAGGAUCCACACACCUGUAAAUGUUCCUGCAAAUUUUCUCAAUUACAUUGCAAGUCCAGGCAACUUGAGUUAAACGAAAGAACUUGCAGGUGUGAUAAGCCAAGAAGAUGAGGGGAGGUGAAAUGGACUUUGAAAUGAAGGAUAUACAGGUAGUGGACAAAAAAAUGGAAACCCCAAAGUAAGGUCACUUAUCAGGGCGUUGGGCCACCAUGUCCGGCCUGAACGGCCUGUAAGUACCGUGGCUUUGAGUCAGUCAACGUCUGAAAUUCUGCAAGAGGGAUGCGACACCAUUCUUCCAAGUGAAAGUCUGUCAUCUCGCGCCUGGUUGAAGGGAGGUGGAAACCGCUGUCUCUGGCGUCGAUCUAGAAUAUGCCUUAAAUGCUCAAUUGGGUUUAAAUGUGUAACUGAGAAGGCCAUGGCAUAUGGAUAACAUCGGUGUUAAGAUCAUCAAACUACUGGGCGACCACACGUGCUCUAUGGAUGGGGGCCAUUUUCAUCUUGGAAUAGACACCUCCCAGCAAGAAGGAAAAGCUGCAACAUGGGGUGAAGAUGAUCACUCAGUAACAUUAAGUAACAAUAAGCAUUGAACUUGCCUUCUAAGGGAAUGAGUGCACCCAAAUAUUGCAAGGAAAAUGCAGCCGACAACAUUAUACAACCACCACUACUGGAACCAAGCAGUCAGGACUGUAGAGUUCUUUAGGUUGGCGCCCCAAAUGCAUCCAUCCAUUUAUUUCUAACAUGGUGAAGGAUGAUCCAUCUGAUCAUAUCGCAUUUCUUGACUGCUUAGUUUUGGAAAGUGAAAAGUGGAACUGCUGGCCCGUACGGGGGCCGAGCCCGUGACUGCCACCUUGACUGCUCGAUAGCCAGUUGCCUGUGCUCUUUGCACCACUGGACUCACAAACAAAUGUGUGAUGAGUGGUUUGUCCACUGCAGCCCAAAUAAGGUGUCCAACUCUGUGGAGUUAUUGGUGAAACAGUUGAUAAAGGCUACUCGCACCACAGGUUCAAAUUUGCAAAUGUGCUUCAACAAUCACCCCUAUUUAAAAGUCAUUGAGGUAAGCUCUGGUAGCUGUGCUAACCAUAAUGAUAGGCAGCCAGUACUGUCCAGCAUUAUUAUAAAUGACCCUAAGCAUUAGGAUGUGGUUAGAAUAAGCCACACCUAUAUGGAAGCGCUGGCUUUCAAUGUAAGCCCCUCAUUUACCAAGUUGUUUCCAUUUUUCUGUCCACUACCUGUACAUAGCACAGCACUUUGAAUUCUGAUAUUUUUCUCUGGAGAUGCAUUCCCUGGAAUGAUUGUUUUUUUUAAAGAAAUCAUCCUGUUGUAUAUUUUCGAAAUAUUAAUAUAUAAAGAAAGUGAUGAAUAUGUAUUGCUGCUAAAGCCACCAGCUAUGCUGGUGCAUGAGAUGUCUGGGAUUCUUUUUUUUAAAAAAACAAUGAACUUUAUAUUAUAUUCACUGGAUUUGGGUCUGCUGUGGAUAACGAUGAGAAAAUAUGAUUAUAAGAGGUACAUGAACCAGGACUUAUGAUGGAGUACUUCAAUCCUUCAGGACAAACGGCUGCUUUUGUAUGGGGGAAUAAAGAAAAUAUACAGUACCAAGACACUUUCUGAAGGGAUGAGACAAAUGUUCCAACACUCGAUUUGGACCACAGAACUCCCUUUAUCAUUUCACUUCCUGCUUCUGUGAGGUCCCAAUUAUAUGGCCUCUGGGUGAGUGUCAAGAAGGCGACUGUAAUGACUAACAUCCAGUAGGACUCGGAAAGCAUAAAUUUAAAAGGGAUAUUAAUUGUAGGUAUAUAUGGAAAUAUAAUUAAUUACUUGAUUCCAUAUUUUGCCAAGGUUCAUUGGCAUUCAACGGAACACUGUAAGGCCUCCUUUGAAGCCUCCAUUUAUUAUUAAAUUAUUUUUUUUCCAAAGAGAGCAUUGCACACACCACAAUGAGAAACAUUAAAAAAACAAUAUCUGUAUAUACAUACUUAAUAUCCCUUUCGAGAUGAUGUAAUACAGUUAAUUUAAAUUUUUAGAAUAUUUUCAGUAUUCUUUGUGUAUUUAAUUUUAUCUAUUUAUAUGCAGUGUUACGUUCAGAUGUUUUGCUAUUUGUUUGCUGUAAACGUUGUUGAUGCCAAUCAGCCCGUCUCCCUGAAAUACACAAAAAUCACUGAUGGCUUUUUGACUUUUUAUAAGAAAGAAAUACUUCAACAUUCCCAAACCAUAUUUUGCUUUUAAGGUAAAGCACAAAAAAUGAAAUUCUGUUCAUAAAAGUCAAUACCUGAUUUUUUUUUUUCCUGAAAGCUUUUUUGUGUAAUAAAAUUAGUCAACUGAAUAAAUUAUUUGCUACCUUUAAAGACAGAGCCCAGGUUCUCUUAUGAGUCUUGCAUGCUUAACCUAAAGAUCAUGAGCCUAUGUCCUGUACUACUUACUAAAAUAGCCAGAGGUGACACUGAAUGAAUUCACAGCAAUUGACGAAAUUGUGUACUAUGUAUACAGUUUCUCGUUCUACCAGUGACCUUGUACGCUGUAGUGCCUGUCAUCAAACUGCAUGCUUUUUUACUAACUUGUAACGAAAGUAUGUAUCAAGACGCAUAAGAGAGCCUAGGAUUCUUGAUUGGCACCUCAGAGUAAAUAUUACAUUCUAUUUGUAUUAAACUGCAAGAAAUGCUUUCUGUACCUAUUCUGUACAGCCACAUUUUUAGUAUAUUUUGUCACAUUAAUAUAUUUAUUGGUGCUGUAAAGUGGUAAGUUUAAAUAUUAACAUCUGUUUUAGUGUAAACUAGUAUAAACAUAUUUAUUUUCAAAUUAUAUUGUUUUUUAUUAAAGAAGAAAAAGUUGAUUUCAGUUUGAAAGCCUGUCUUUUAAACCAGUGCAUAUAUUAUGCAUUCUUUGGGUACAGUGUGUAGCUUACUCCAUACUAAGGGGCUGUUAAAUCUUUUCAUACAACAGUGUAAAUUUUAUUUGAAAUUUGUCUUGAUUGACCAUAGAAGAUGGGAAACCUAUUUAAUAGACAAAUAUCAUGAACAAGAUGAAUAAUUUAAUUGUGAGAAGUGCUUAUUCACAUAUGAUGUAGUGUUUCGUGUCACAUUACUUACAAAAUUACUUAAUUAGCCAUAUAAUUAAAAAAGAAUCUUUACAUCACAUUUAUUUUCACAUAAGAUAUGGAAAUGCUCACAGGUUGAAGUUUUAGGGUUUUCAUGACGAAAAUUAGGAGACAUUUGUACACAGGAUUGUGAUAGUCUGGAACAGACAUACAGUACUCAACAUUAGCCUGAAGCUGAUUCUGUGGUAUCCUUAUAAAAAUGGCUUGAUGUUAUUUUGAUCAUUUAGCCACUAACAACCAAACAAAGAAGAUAGGACUCCUCUUGUCUAUGACCUUUCGUAAGUUAUAAAUCUUCAAUGGAACAUUAAUAGCUGAUGAACAGGUGAAAUUUGUCCUAUGCCACAGGACUAUGAAAGUGAGCCCCUGUUCAGUAUAGUUUUUUUCAUUUAAGAGAAGUAAAAUUUGGCUGUUUUCUUAGGUAUAUAUUUUUAUAUUCUAUAGUUGCACACAAUGUUGGAGAUGUACAGUACUAGUUCUUUAAUGCAUUCUCUAGAAAUUAUAUGAAUGCGUCGGUAUCCAUGGUAACCUUAAGACUAUAAAGCACUAUAUCAGAUGUUAAAAUAUUUUCAUAUUUUUUAUAUUUUAGCAACCUGUCCAUAUAUUGUCACACAUCUGAGGUCAUCAUGGCUUUUGCUCGCUACUGAUCAUCUUAUUGAAGUUGAAAGGAAAGGAGAUGGUUUGGUUAAAAUGCUAAAGGUUGAAAACUGAAAAGAGACCAAUGUUUAUUUGAACAAGGAUAAAAAUAAACAUAAAAUUAAAAUAGGCUACAGAAUCAGUCUCAAAAGGUUCCAUCAUGUGUAGCAGUGCUCUUUGACUUAUGAUCUGGUUUGUUCUGGCUUGGAACCUUCCCAAAGAAGUAAAAUGCUUACUCGUGCAAUGUUGUUUAUUUCUAAAGGUGCGUUUCCUUCUGCUUCAGCUGCACUGUGUAUUUUUUGUGCCUCUCAAUGAGGAAUACUACAGGCAGCUGUGUGAUGGUCUUGGAAAUUGAGCAAUCCCCAGUAACUUUGACACUAAUCGGCCUGAUGAAGUAUCUGUAACACAGGUUUAGAUGAAUUCAGUGAACUUAACAAUAUCCCAUAAAAAAUAAACUCAAGGGAAAACUGAGUUGGAAAUUGCAUGCUAUGAAAUAAUAGUUUUUUAUUGGUUGGACCAUGUUAGAAACAUUGAAAACCUUGUAUAUUAAGAAAGGAACAGAUAUUUCACGAGGUAAACAACAGGAUGAGAAUCUUACUUUUGAAGAUGUGGCUAUCUUAUCAACUGCUGUAAUUCAAGAAGAUGAAUAAAAAGUUUUUGUUAUGAA